UAGUAAUUGCUCAUUUACAUUCAGUAUACUUCCAAUUAUUACGUUUUUAUUGAAUAUUGCAUAUUAAACCUACCCUACGUCUUCACACAAGCACAUAAAACGAUUUAUGACAUUAUUUGUUUAAAUUAAAAUGAUAAAUAGUGAUCAUGUAGCACCCUUAAUAAUUUAUGGUAGGUAGCGUCUUCACACAUUUAUGCAAAUGAGACGUGCAGGCAGCUAAGGACACAAGACGCUCAGCUAUCUGGAAAAUGGCGAACCGUGACAAGGAUCUAGAAGAUGAGAUAUACGACAAGGUCGUAGACCUGACAGAAUAUGCCAAACGCCAAAGAUGGUGGAAUCGAGUCUUUGGAAAAAAUUCUGGGCCUGUAGCUGAGAAAUACUCAGUGGCUACACAGAUAGCUAUAGGUGGAGUCAGUGGAUGGUGCGCAGGAUACCUUUUCCAGAAGGUUGGCAAAGUAGCUGCUACGGCUGUUGGUGGAGGUCUUCUGAUGUUACAGAUAGCAAAUAAUAGUGGCUAUAUUCAAGUGGAUUGGAAGAGAGUAGAAAAGGAUGUCAAUAAAGCUAAGAAGCAACUGAAGAAAGGUACCAAUCAAGCAUCAGCAGAACUGGAUACAGUUUUUCAAAAGUCUACAGAGUUUGUGAAGAAGAACAUUGUUAUCACAGGCAGCUUUGUCGGGGGUUUUCUGCUUGGAAUGGUGUCCUAGAAAUUGAUCAUCUCUCUUAUUGAAACAUAUCAUAAAAUGCUUUUUUUUUUUUCUUUUUUUUUUAUUUACCACUUGCAAGUAGAUGAACAUAAUGAAGUGUAUAUGCAGCUAUGCAGCAAUCAUUUCUAUUUGAAUACUGUAGUACCUCUAUGUAAGAGGCACAUUUAUUACGUUGUUUUGGUUUGACCAGAUUUUAGAACUCUUGUUUUUAUAUUGCUAGUAUAUUUUUGCAAGCCAAAUAGCCUUUGGGGGGAAAAGAACCACCUUCAUAGUAUUAUUUAUUUAUUUUGCUACUAAAAUGAGAUUGAAUUAUGUGGAGUAAAACUAAGUUUAAAUGUGAGUGUAAACAAUAAGGACAAAUAUUCUCAGUCAUUGAUCAUUCAUCUUCAAAACCUGAAGUAUGUCCAAAGUGCUAACUUUGUAUGGCCUUUAAGAAGUGGUGACAUGUCUCUUCUCUUCAUCUGCUUCUCCCUGUUUGUAUGCAUGGCUUUGGCAGCUGUGCUGCAUUGUGUUUGAUGACAACAAUAAAGUUAUGAAAGCAA
Boleophthalmus pectinirostris (great blue-spotted mudskipper) is the source of this 1246-nucleotide messenger RNA. It is a transcript of the gene fundc1, whose product is annotated as FUN14 domain containing 1. The transcript is spliced from 5 exons. Gene Ontology annotation, cellular component: mitochondrial outer membrane. Lineage: Eukaryota; Metazoa; Chordata; Actinopteri; Gobiiformes; Gobiidae. The record is from RefSeq and is a predicted model, not a curated record. The coding region runs from base 249 to 704 and encodes 151 amino acids. Gene Ontology annotation, biological process: autophagy of mitochondrion.